AUGGAUCGACGAAGCCACCGCCACAACCUCUCCACCGCCACUAUCCCUCCGGUAAAGAACGAUCUCGCCGGCGAUCACAACUACAGCUCGCCGCCGGCCCCGUGGCUCCUCGACCUGAUCGCUUACCAGGUGGAUCUCAUCACCACUCUUCUUCUCUCCCUCAUCUCCCCCUUUUUCACCUCCCUGUCCGACCCCCACUCCGCCGCAUCCCGUGUCCGAUUCCUCCUCCGCCGCCCUCUCGCCGUCGCCGCUGCGGCGGCGCUGCUUGGCCUCGUGCUUGUCAAGCUUUGGGCUGAUGAGCCUGUGAUCGUGCGUGAGCCCUUGUAUUUUGAUUACACGGAGCCUUUGCCGAGUGCUAGGGUUUCUUUGAGAGAUGGAAACGGGAGGCCUGUUCCGGCCGGCCAUGCAGUUCGCGCUUCGCUCCAGCUCGUGAUGCCUGAAUCCGAUUACAAUAUCCAUGUCGGCAUUUUCCAGGUGAACGCAGAAGCACUUUCAUCAAAGGGAAACAUUAUAGCAACAUCUAGCCAACCAUGCAUGAUGAGGUUCCGAAGUCUUCCUGUUCGACUAACACAUACAUUCUUAAUGGGUGUUCCUCUCUUGCUAGGAAUGUCCACUGAGAGCCAGGAGAUGAUCGUGGAAAUACUAAGAUACAAGGAAAGUAUCAGAAAAACCGAGAUGAUAAGAAUUAAGUUAAUGCCAAGAGCAGGAACCUCCGAUCUCCCACAGAUUUACUCGGCAGUAAUCCACAUAACCUCACAGCUUCCUUGGACAAAAAGAUUAGUUUACAAUUGGAAGUGGACUGUCUAUGUGUGGAGCUCCUUGUUUGUAUACGUAUUUCUUUUUGACUAUCCUGGUUUUGCUAUUACAAAUCGUUUUUUGUACCAAGAUGGAGCCCGCUGA
Messenger RNA from Dioscorea cayenensis subsp. rotundata (Guinea yam), 900 nucleotides. Its product is annotated as seipin-1-like. The record is from RefSeq and is a predicted model, not a curated record. Gene Ontology annotation, biological process: lipid droplet organization; lipid storage. NCBI's taxonomy places the organism in Eukaryota, Viridiplantae, Streptophyta, Magnoliopsida, Dioscoreales, Dioscoreaceae. Gene Ontology annotation, cellular component: endoplasmic reticulum membrane.